AUCAUUUUCCAGCCCUUUCACGAAACGGUCCAAAGAUGGCGGUGGAGGUUUUGGCGCGACAAGCCUCGCCGGUGGAUGGCCUGCUUGCGGCCCUGCGAAGCCCUCGAAGCGCCGUGCGGAUCUGGGCCUUGAUCCAAAUCGCAAAACUGGGCCCCAUCAAAGCCGAGCAGUUUCAGCUCGACAAGCAGGUGUCAGAUUUGCUUCGAGAUGAAGACUCUGCUGUUCAAGAGCAAGCUUUGUUGACCUUGGGGCAGCAAGGUGGCCGGGGUGCUCGACACGUUGAUGCAAUUGCUCGGCGCAUUUCCAUGUCCAUGGAACGCAGGGUGAGGGUAGCAGCACUUCAUGCUCUUGGGAAUCUUGGACCAAGUGCCGGGUCAGUUCAAUCAGAUGUGCUGGCGGCAUUGGACGACAAGGAUCCGGCGGUGGCUGCAGCGGCGUGCGUAGCUUUGGGAAGAAUGAAGGUCACUUCUCUGGAUGGGAAGCUGGCGGGCAUGGAGAGCCGUGAGCCCCAGGUGGUGGCAGCUGCCUGCGCCGGUCUGUCGGCCAUGGACCGUAGGGUGGAUGCCGUGGGCAAGCAGCUUUCACACCGCGACCCUAGUGUCAAGGCAACGUGUUCACAGCUGGUGGUGUUGCCUUCCUCAAAUGGUCGGCAGGCUGCGGCGGCCAAAGCAUUGUCUGGCAUGACGAAAGCAGAGGACUUCUCGCCGGAGCUGGUGCGGCUCCUGAGCGAAGACGCCGUGCUGCGGCACAGCGCCGCCCAGACGCUGCGUGAUCUCGCGCCAACUCUUGCGCCAGCGCAGAAGGCGGAGCUCGGGUCGCUGCUGAAAGGUCCUCCGUUGGUCGCGGGUGCGGCCGCUUUCGUCCUGGCCGAAGUGGGAGCAGCUCCAGACCAGAUUGCUGCGUUGGAGAACCUCCUGUCCCACAAAGUUGAGGACACCUCGGCCUGCGCCGUCACCGCCUCCGGCGCAGCCCCGCCGCUGCCCGCGGCUUUGCGGAAGCCCGCCGUGGCCGCCUGCGCAGCGCUGGGCGCGGCAGAGGGGGGGGACAAGGUGGCGCCGCGCCUGACUGCGCUGCUGGAGAGCCCGGAUGCGGAGGUACGGGCAGCUGCAGCAGAGGCGCUGGGCAAAUUGCGGCAGCAAACUGCUGUGCCUAUGCUACUUCAGGGCCUGGAGGAUGCGUCACCGGCAGUGGUGCUCGCCUCUUGUCGUGCCUUGGGGUCAUUCCCAAGCACCGAGACGGGUGCUGCUGUGGCGAGGCUUCUGGAGGACCCGCAGCCCACUGUGCGCGCCUCUGCCGCCCACGCCCUUGCGGACAUGGGGGCGGAGGCCCACGUUGAGAAGAUUGCGGUGCUGCUCGAUGACCGAGCCCCGCCGGUCCAGGUCGCGGCGAUGCGCGCGCUUGCGACCUGCGAGCGUGGGCAGCUUCAUGCUGCAGCUGUGUGUCGAUUGGCGCUAAAAGCAGAUGAAAGGACCUGUGUGACAGCAUUGCAAACGCUGAUGCAACUGGGCGAGCGUGGCGCUGCCUAUGCAGAAGAACUGCAUGCUUUGCUGGAUGCCGCCACUCCUGAGAUUGCCACCCAAGCACACAGGGCACUCGACUGCUUCAGAGGAGGCCGCGAUGCUGUGCCGUCGCUCGCAGAUCUUCCCAAGGUGCAGCUGACCAUUGCCGCGGGAACCCCCGGCCUGGAAGGAUGAGGCUCGACACUUUUUGCACUGGCGGACUCCAUAUAUACAGAGGUCUUUGGCAGCUAUGCGAAGAAGGAGGUGCAUGGAACACUGCUUCGAACUUGGCCAUGUUGCGAUCGCAACAUUCUUCCGAGCUG
Messenger RNA from Effrenium voratum, 1822 nucleotides. NCBI's taxonomy places the organism in Eukaryota, Dinophyceae, Suessiales, Symbiodiniaceae. The record is from the annotation of a GenBank genome assembly.